Otolemur garnettii (small-eared galago) is the source of this 4637-nucleotide messenger RNA. RefSeq names its product kelch like family member 18 (gene KLHL18). NCBI's taxonomy places the organism in Eukaryota, Metazoa, Chordata, Mammalia, Primates, Galagidae. The transcript is spliced from 10 exons. Gene Ontology annotation, molecular function: protein binding. Bases 119 to 1843 code for a protein of 574 amino acids. The record is from RefSeq and is a predicted model, not a curated record.
GCAGGCCCGUCCCAUUACAGCUCCGCGCUCCGAGCCGCUGUGGGCGCGCGCCCUCGCCCCGCCUUGGUUAGUGUGGAGCCGACCGGCCAGGCCUGCGCAGUUGCGGCGGCCGGGGAAGAUGGUGGAGGACGGCGCGGAGGAGCUGGAGGACCUGGUGCACUUCUCAGUGUCUGAGUUGCCUAGUCGCGGCUACGGCGUCAUGGAGGAGAUCCGGCGGCAAGGCAAGCUGUGCGACGUGACGCUGAAGAUUGGGGACCACAAAUUCAGUGCUCACCGGAUUGUCUUAGCAGCCUCGAUCCCAUACUUCCAUGCAAUGUUUACAAAUGACAUGAUGGAAUGCAAGCAGGAUGAGAUUGUAAUGCAAGGAAUGGAUCCAAGUGCCCUGGAAGCUCUGAUCAACUUUGCCUACAAUGGCAACCUUGCCAUUGACCAGCAAAAUGUGCAGUCAUUGCUGAUGGGGGCGAGCUUCCUACAGCUACAGAGCAUCAAAGACGCCUGCUGCACAUUCCUUCGAGAACGGCUUCACCCAAAAAAUUGCCUUGGUGUGCGCCAGUUUGCUGAGACAAUGAUGUGUGCUGUGCUGUAUGAUGCAGCCAACAGCUUCAUCCACCAGCACUUUGUGGAGGUGUCCAUGUCAGAAGAGUUCCUGGCCCUGCCCUUGGAAGACGUGCUUGAGCUAGUGUCUCGGGAUGAACUGAAUGUAAAAUCAGAGGAGCAGGUCUUUGAAGCUGUACUAGCCUGGGUCAGAUAUGACCGGGAGCAGAGGGGACCCUGCCUGCCUGAGCUGCUGUCUAAUAUCCGCUUGCCCCUUUGCCGGCCCCAGUUCCUGUCAGACCGAGUACAGCAGGAUGACCUGGUACGUUGCUGCCACAAAUGCAGAGACCUUGUAGAUGAAGCAAAGGACUAUCACCUCAUGCCAGAGCGCCGGCCCCAUCUGCCAGCUUUCAGAACUCGGCCACGCUGCUGCACAUCCAUCGCUGGGCUUAUCUAUGCCGUGGGGGGCCUCAACUCAGCAGGUGAUUCCCUGAAUGUGGUGGAAGUGUUUGACCCCAUCGCCAAUCGCUGGGAGAAAUGCCAUCCUAUGACAACAGCCCGUAGCCGUGUUGGUGUGGCUGUAGUGAACGGGCUUCUCUAUGCCAUCGGGGGAUAUGACGGCCAGCUACGGCUGAGCACUGUGGAGGCCUACAACCCAGAAACGGAUACGUGGACCAGAGUGGGGAGCAUGAAUAGCAAGAGAAGUGCCAUGGGGACAGUUGUGCUGGAUGGGCAGAUCUACGUCUGUGGGGGCUACGAUGGCAACUCUUCCCUCAACUCUGUGGAGACCUACUCACCUGAGACAGACAAGUGGACAGUGGUGACCCCGAUGAGCUCAAAUCGCAGUGCUGCUGGGGUUACAGUCUUUGAGGGCAGGAUAUAUGUGUCCGGCGGCCAUGAUGGUUUGCAGAUAUUCAACAGUGUAGAGCACUACAACCACCACACAGCCACCUGGCACCCAGCAGCCAGCAUGCUCAACAAGCGCUGCCGGCACGGAGCUGCCUCCCUGGGAAGCAAGAUGUUUGUCUGUGGAGGCUACGAUGGCUCUGGCUUCCUCAGCAUUGCCGAGAUGUACAGCUCUGUGGCAGACCAGUGGUGCCUGAUAGUACCCAUGCACACACGCCGGAGCCGGGUCUCCCUUGUGGCCAGCUGUGGGCGCCUCUAUGCUGUGGGGGGUUAUGAUGGACAGUCAAACCUGAGCUCAGUCGAGAUGUAUGACCCAGAGACGGACCGCUGGACAUUUAUGGCCCCUAUGGCAUGCCAUGAGGGAGGGGUUGGCGUGGGCUGCAUCCCUCUCCUCACCAUCUAAGGCAGAGGGUGGGAUGUGGUGGGGUAGGGAUCUGGUACAGACUUAGGCAUUUCCUUCCAGGAACAGUCCCUCUCAGGAGAGAUGGUGGAUCAGAAGACAGGGUGAAAUGUGAACUUGCCAGACAUUCAGUUUUUCUAGGUGCUUAAGUCCUCCCUCACUGAUCUUCAGGCCUGAGUCAUCAAGAUUCACAGCACAGGACAAAAGCCCCUCUGGGUCCCUCACAUGGUGAUACGGAACUGUUUUGCUGGUCCACACAAACACUCCAUCCAAGCCCAGUUCCCACCCACUGUGGCUCUGGGCCACCUAUUUGCAGAAAGCCUCCCAUCUGAUGCACCUCCUUGCCUGUUUAUUUUCCACCCAUAUCAUGGCCAGUUUGUCAUGGGGAGGCUGCAGUGGCCAAGCCUGUUGGAAACUGUGGGGUAUAGCUGAGAGAGAGGACACACUCCAAAUAUUCUUACUGCCUGUGAUGAUGCAGCUAUAGCAAUGUGCUGGCUAUACACGAACAUGUUCCAUCUUCCAUUGUAGGGCACAAAGGAUUUCGUUCUUAUCCCUGAUAACCGAGAAGAACAGGAGUUUUUCCCAUGUCUUAUUUUGGGAUUUCCUGGAGCUCUUUUUCAUCUUGUCUAGGAGAAACAGAAGGGAAAAAAAGAUACUUGAAAGAAACUGCAGAAAAUAUAAACAAAGAAGCACUUGAAAAAAACUGGAAAGAAAAAUACUUUUAUUUUAUGUGAACAUAUUUUUCAGGAAGAAGAAAACAAAAAACCAAUGUAUGUUUAAAUGGAAAACCGUCCGAUAUGAGAAGGAUGGUGUCCACUCCACAUUCGGAUCCCAGGGUCCUGAGGCCUCGCACAGCACUGGGGUUCCCCCUGAACCCCAGCGUGUCUGGAAUCAGUGUAUCCAUGACUGGUCCUGUAGUAAGGUGCUUAUGGGGUUUGUCUUCAUACCCACCAUCAGAGGACUUUUUAAAUCAUCUUAUAGCAAGUCAGCUAUUGACUGAAUUUACCGCCACUCUUCUAGGUGGGAGCUCCCACCUGUUGCUAGGGGCUCCAGGUGCCCCUGUGAUUUACCUCCCACCGCCACUGCAGCACUCAGAUUCCCCACUCUCACAUUCCUUCCUUUUUUGACCAGCAAGAAACAGCAGGUCUGGCCAGAAUUUCACUUGCCCAUCUAUUUUUCUUGGAUGAUUUUCUUCAUUGUGAUGCUUCUGGGGCACAUCUACACCUCUAGAACCUAACCAGGGGCUUCUUCCUACCAGCCAUGGGCCAGCUUGGUCUGAUAACCUUGUCUGUCUGCCCUGCCAUUCCAUUGCUCAUCCAUCUGCCAAUUCCAGGGUCCAGCCUCCCUCCAGCCCUUGGCAGACUGACCAGCAAGGUGGACCUUUACAUUCAACUCAAGCUCUGGCUUUAUGACACAAAGAACUAAAGACUAAAAGAAUCUCUUGCUGCUGCAAAGAACAGAUUUUAUAUUUCUUCCUCUAAUCUUGGCAAAUGACCUAUUAAAGAGAUUCCAUAUUCCUUUCUCCUUCCUGGAUGGGACCUUAAUGUAGCACAGCGGGACCCAAAGAGGAGGACAUUUUCUGUACCAGUGCACUGGGCAGUGGGGCUGUCCUUAAACUGCUGCUGCCAAAAUCUGGUUUUCUAAAAUUCUUCUAGUAGAGACUGAAAGAGGAUACAAUUCCUUUAAUCCUAGACUGGGUGUUAGGGUCCCAAUCUCCACCUGGUUGGUUUCCUGUCCUUUGCUGCCUACCUGGAGGGUCUAGAAGCCUGUUCAGAAAGGCAGAACAUGGAGCCUGGGGUUAUCUCCCCAAUCCCAGAGCCACCAGGUUUACCAGUGUGUGCAAUCGCCAUGUAUUCAGAGGAAAGUACCUUUGUUACCUGCAACUUAGGAGCUGGGCCUCUACUAUAAGCACUUGAAAAUGAUAUUUUUAUUUUAAAAGACUGAACAAUCUGAUGUUUGAUAUAACUUGGGCUCGUGGUGGAGCUCCAGCAUUUCUCCCUCCCUGGUUUGCCUACAGAGGUAGACUGGGAAGGAAGUUAGGGUCUGCAUUUGCUGAGGACUGUAUCAGUACUGUUCUUAUUGUUGCAAGCCCAUUUGUGAAUUUGAACCAGCACUGAUGAGCCUGGAUUGUGAAGGUUAUUAAGAAUUGGACCACACUGGGUCCUUAGGAUGCUGGCCCAGAUUUUGCUACCAGGGAUGAUAGAUGUUUUUCCUAUGGUCUGCUGCUCUUAUGAUGGCCUUUCUGAGUCCACGCCUACCUUGGGGUGUAGAAGUUACACUGCUGCACCUGAGGUCAGUGUUGCCAAGUAAGAUCAAGCCAGUGCUUUGAUCUGGGCUUGAGCACAAGUGAGCAAACGUCAACAUUUUCACACACUCCCGAGUGCGUUCCUCAGUCUGAUGGCAAAUGGCUGUUUGCACAUGGCUGGUCUGGCUCUUUUGAUGUUAGAGCCAGAGACAUCACCCAAGGAUGUAGUGAAAAGGAUGUAACAAGGAGAUAGGACAAACGUUGUGUUCACUGGGCACUGGGCUCUAGCCCUGCUCUGAACAGAGGACUAUGAUGUACACGUCCUUGAAUGUUAAACCUUGAAUAUGCGCACAGUCUACUCUUCUGGAUUUCAUCUGAGAUCACAGCCAGAUGGGAACUGAAGACCAGCCUCUUGACCACAGAGAUGUGACUAGGUGGGAAUUCCCCCCCCCCAAUUUAUUGUUUCCCAGAAAAUCUUAUUUCUUCUUAUUUAUAGAAUGCAUGUCUUUUGUGUUAAGAAACCAAAGAGAAAUAAAGAGAACACUCCCAAUA